AUGAAAAAGAAGGCAAACGUGCACGCGCUACUAGAAGAAGAAGAAGAAGAAAGGGGGAAGGCGUACUGGUUGCUGAGUGAGCAGCUGCGCAAGUCAGCCGUUCUUCAAGGAAGCUGCAAGGAUGUCGUCCAUCUUCACACGCACUCGGAACAUGAUGACACAAAUCUUUGCCGCUUUUACUGCUUGGUUCUUGACCGUCACAACCACGUGAUAAUAUGCUAUGCAGUUGGUGCCGGCCUGAACAGCCGCAAGCGCGAGCUGAAGACGGGCCCAUGCACCGACAUCAACGAGCAGAAGUUCCUGGCGUACUUCGACUACGAGCUCAACCUGUGCUCGCGCUUCCUGGGCGACUUGCGCUACUGCCUCGUCGGCGACAACCGCUUCGAGACGAGGGACGACUGCAGGCGCGCUUGUAUCUCGCCCGCCUUCCAGAAGCACCGCUGCAGGGAGGUUCGCUUCGGUUUCUGCUUGGGGCCCGCCGACCGGGUGUACAACGUGGUUUUCAGCAACGGCCAGUGCCGCCUCACAAAGUCCAUCCUCUGCCUCCAGGGGGACAACAAGUUCCUCAACCUCGAGGAGUGCCAGCAGUUCUGCUGCAAGAACUGCAACAGUGAGCACUGCUUGGCGCCGCCGCGGGAAGGCCAGUGCCUGUCGGCGGACCUCCGCUACCGGUUCUACUUCGACAACAGCACCAACCAGUGCCUGGUGCACCGCGGUGUCUGUCUCAAGGGUCGGAACCGGUACAGGACACUCGAGACCUGCGCCGAACACUUCCCUCUCAAGAGUGAGGACAGGCUUCGAUGCGCCCGAACACCGUGACGUGGAGGAUUAACGUUAGUUCUACUAUCUACAUCGUUUUUACUAUUUUACUUAUGGAAUAAAAUGUUGGUCAAAUGAAAUAAAAUGCGACAGGCUGGUUCUGAGUGCCUCGAUAUGAACGA
Messenger RNA from Rhipicephalus sanguineus (brown dog tick), 941 nucleotides. RefSeq names its product papilin-like. Gene Ontology annotation, molecular function: serine-type endopeptidase inhibitor activity. Lineage: Eukaryota; Metazoa; Arthropoda; Arachnida; Ixodida; Ixodidae. Bases 1 to 819 code for a protein of 272 amino acids. The record is from RefSeq and is a predicted model, not a curated record. The transcript is spliced from 6 exons.